AAGCCAUCUUUGGUUUGCCUUCCACUUUCCAGUCAUGUGUGUAUUUGGUAGAGAUGUGUCAAACUGACUCAUUUUAAUUUACUGAAGUCUGUGGUUUUAAUUUGAGAAUUUAAAAAAUAAAAAAGCUAAAGUGAUAUAAACACUUCUGCGAGACCCAAACAAGUUUGCGUGGAACUGUUUGCUCCAAAAUGAAUGUCCGUCUCUUGUAACCAUAGCAAACCUCUUCUGAGGUGCAGCAAAAUAACUUUGUGUCUCUGACAAAAGUAAAAAGAAAUGAGCUCAAGUUUUUCAACCGGAGCCAAAUGACCCCGAAGACUGAAUAAAACUCCUGGUACGUCGUAUCAUGUUCCGAGGAAGAAAAAAAAAAAAUUUUAAAAACGCCUCAUCUACGAGAAAGUGUGCACAAGUUGAUGCCUGCCUUCCUCAGAUUGCAGCAUUGUGAGGCUGAACGUGGCUUAAUGAGAGCGGGAAGCCUUCAUCUGGGAGUACAGCCCCUGAAACGUGACAGCACUGGGAAAUGAAAGGCUUCCUCCUCAUCCCCCCCUCGUAUGUCAGCUCUGUCAUCCACCGGGUGAAACUUCCAUGUGCAGAUCUUAUUAGCUGAAAAACCAGCUGCAGCAUUGCAGCAGGGAGACAUUCAGACAGCGUGGAAAACAUGUUGGACUCCGUCGUCUUAAGCUAACACCAUCUGGGUCCCACCAGGCCAGGAGGAUGACGGUAAUCCACUGCAAUCUGAACAGGUCAUAUGAUUCAGACUGGUGGCACAAUCCUGUGCUUUUAGGCCUAUGGAGGUUCUGUGGUUGGGUUAUGAUUUUAACAUUAAAUAGUCUUAUACAGGAGAACUGAUGCGCAGUGGCUUUAAUAUGACCUCUACCCAGGUAGUUCAAUGCUGAUACCUCCAAAAACUUUACUAUAACUUCAUAUUGUAGUAUUAUUUUUAUUCACAGAAAUCCCAAAAUGUUUAUACGACUCACCUGAUAUUGGCCUAAGAGCUUCAUAUAAAAAGUACAAUGUUUUCAAAACACACAUUCAUUAAAAGAAGAAAAAGAAAAAUGAAAAGAAAAACUGGAAGCCCCUUGACAUUGGGGCCCUGGGCUACUGCCCUUGUAAGGCCUUUCUUAAGACUGACUGUGAUUAAAAACACAUUUUCUGCCACUUGAAUCUUAUUUUUUCUUGCUCUACCAAAAAAUAAGUUAGUCAUAGAACCUGUCCGACAACAGGAAGUAGGUUAAAAGAUUUCAAAGAGCAAAACAUCCCACGCCGAGUGAAAAAACAUUUUUAAACACACACACACACACACACACACGCGCGCGCGCGCGAGAAACAAAAUCAAUGACAUCGAUUGGUCAAUUUAAGACUUUUGAAGCACAGUAAGAGCAGCAAUACGGGAGAAAUAGAGAAAACACCAACGGCCGCAAACCUUUCCUCAUAAAAUUACAUCGAAGAUUCAUUUAGCAAAACUCAGAACAAAAGUGAAGCAUUACAGGUCACGCUUGCCUCAGUGUUCAUGACUCGUGAAUUCAACUUGGUGGAAAAGAAGACAAGAAGUCUCACAUUUACCCACUAACCGUCUCGACGACCCCCAGGACUCCAGGAGGAAAACAUUCUCUCCCUGCAACGAGACAAAAGUAGAACUUUUCAGUCUCAGCAUGAUUUGUAAAAACUGAGAGAUAAAAUAAAUCCACGACGCGUCAUGAACCAUGCAUGCGUUUUGAGCUCCUUCUCCGGUUAUACGCAUGAUUAUCACAACACCAUCCACGCUGCUCAAUUACAGCCAAAUCUCUCCAGAGCUGAACCCAAGCAUGAAAUUGAGCUCAAUCGGAUCCGAUAGACGACCCGUCUUCAUUAUGCUAACUCAUCCGCUGUGAUUGGUUGCGGCUCCGCAGCGGCCCAUUGUCCCGCCGACCCGUUUGUUCGCUCGGUUUCCUGCGCGCAAACAAAACUUUCCUGCCAUCCCGGGCUGCUUUGUGCGGUGACAACCUGGAAUAUUGGAUUCCCCUCAACUAUUUCCGAGGAAAGGAACAAAACGCAAAGUAUAUUUUGGCAGGAUGUACAGCUUCAUGGGAGGCGGGUUGUUCUGUGCCGGAGUCGGGAACAUACUCCUCAUCGUUUCUACAGCAACCGACUACUGGAUGCAGUACCGCCACUCCAGUAACUACAUGCACCAGGGCCUGUGGCGGUACUGUGUGCCUGGGAAGUGCAUGACGCACACUGACAGCAUCGCGUACUGGGACGCCACUCGGGCCUUCAUGAUUCUCUCCCUGCUGGCUUGUUUCAUCGGCAUCGUGAUCGGCAUCAUGGCCUUCAUCCACUACUCUUCCUUCGACGGGUUUGACAAGACGUUUGCAGCCGGGAUCCUCUUCUUCAUCUCCUGCUUCUUCGUGCUGCUGGCCAUGGCCGUUUACACGGGGGUGACAGUCAACUACUACGGGAAGCGCUAUGGCAGCUGGCGAUUCUCCUGGUCCUACAUUAUGGGCUGGGUGGCGGUGGUGCUCACCUUUUUCUCAGGUAUCUUCUACAUGUGUGCGUACCGGAUGCACGAAUGCCCAAGGAACUCCAACUCGCGCUGAAGCGCUUCAGAAUCUGUAAGCGAUACCGCGGGGCUGAAACGAACCAGUGUCGAUGUGAAUCCACCCAACAACUUCCUGCAACUCGUCACAUUCAACGAUAAGCAAAAAUAAAGGAUUAAAAAGUGUUCGGUUUGUCUCGUUU
This is a messenger RNA of Gambusia affinis (western mosquitofish), 2712 nucleotides long. RefSeq names its product lens intrinsic membrane protein 2.3 (gene lim2.3). The record is from RefSeq and is a predicted model, not a curated record. NCBI's taxonomy places the organism in Eukaryota, Metazoa, Chordata, Actinopteri, Cyprinodontiformes, Poeciliidae. Gene Ontology annotation, molecular function: structural constituent of eye lens. The transcript is spliced from 6 exons. Gene Ontology annotation, cellular component: plasma membrane. Bases 2049 to 2570 code for a protein of 173 amino acids.